This is a messenger RNA of Anneissia japonica, 791 nucleotides long. RefSeq names its product dolichyl-diphosphooligosaccharide--protein glycosyltransferase 48 kDa subunit-like. Gene Ontology annotation, cellular component: oligosaccharyltransferase complex; endoplasmic reticulum membrane. NCBI's taxonomy places the organism in Eukaryota, Metazoa, Echinodermata, Crinoidea, Comatulida, Comatulidae. The annotation marks the transcript as partial. The transcript is spliced from 5 exons. The record is from RefSeq and is a predicted model, not a curated record.
CAUACAUUGAUCGUAGCUGAUCCCUCGAACAUCAUAGAAUCUAAAACCAUUGUAAGAGAUAAGAAAUUAAAUCCGAUUUUAUUCAAGGGUGUUGGAAUGACUGCCGACCCGGAGAACCCCUUGGUAAUGGAUAUCUUACACGGUACUUCUUCCUCAUACUCCCACAAUCCUUCUGAUGACAUCGUCGACUAUCCACACGCUGUUGGUAAGAACACACAGUUCAUCACUGCCCUCCAGGCCCGCAACAAUGCUCGCGUUGUGUUCUCUGGUUCCUUGGAGUUUUUCAGCGAUGCUUACUUCCAGUCUGCCGUUCAAAAGGCCGUUGCAGGCUCUGAAAGAUUUGCUAAGUCUGGCAACCAAGACCUUGCAUAUGCUCUCUCUCAAUGGGUGUUCAAGGAGAAGGGCGUACUUCGUGUCACCGGUGUUAGCCAUCAUAUUGUCGGACAAAAGACACCCCCAGCUGCUUACACCAUUGAAGAUCAUGUGGUAAGGCCUUUCUAUUUCAUAGCUUGCAUACAUUUGCUUAUGAGGCCAAAAAAAAAUAUUGUUUUGCCAAAGCACAAGCCUCAAGCAUGGUCAAAAGCUAAGGCAGGGGAUGACCUUUCAGUAGCUGGGAGUGUUGUCCAUAAGUUUAUGAUUGAUACAUGUGACAAAGACAAACCAAACCAGUCACUCGUCGCAAAUCAUGGAAGAUUCUCUACUAAAUUUAAGCUUCCUGAUGUUUAUGGAGUGUUCCAGUUUAAGGUGGACUACAAUCGAAUUGGUUUCACUCAUUUGUACAGUACUACUAG